UCUGUAAAGACGCGGAAGGCUGCGCGAGGCUUCUUUCGGCGAUUGGCCCCAGGACGGGAUCCGGAGCUUUGAUUGGAUAAUACCUGGCAAAGUGACACGCCCAUCGGUUGGCGAUUGACUCCAGUCACUGGAGGAGGGCAUGCAAAUCACGAAGACAGCGUGCGAUUGGCAAGCACCGCACAGGGCAGGCAUCCCCGGCGCGGCAAUCACUUGCGAUUGGUCAGCAUGGGAUGGGCGGCCGGUGCGCCGGUUUCCGGGUCCCAGCGGACGAUGGCGUCUGGUGGCUGGCGCUGGCUCCGCAGCCUGUUGGCCGCGGGGCAGCCUCUGUUCCAAGGCCGUGCGCUGCUCGUCACCAACACGCUGGGCUGCGGCGCUCUCAUGGCGGCCGGAGACGGCGUGCGCCAGUCCUGGGAGAUCCGCGCCCGGCCGGGCCAGAAGUUCGACCCUCGGCGUUCAGCAAGCAUGUUUGCGGUGGGCUGCAGCAUGGGCCCCUUCCUGCACUACUGGUACCUCUGGCUAGACCGCCUGCUCCCUGCAUCCGGCUUCCGUGGCCUCCCAAACGUCCUCCGGAAGGUCCUCAUCGACCAAGUAGUGGCCUCUCCCAUGCUGGGCGUCUGGUAUUUCUUGGGCCUUGGAUGCCUGGAGGGCCAGACCCUGGAUGAGAGCUGCCAGGAGCUACGGGACAAGUUCUGGGAAUUCUACAAGGCUGACUGGUGCGUGUGGCCUGCUGCGCAGCUGGUGAAUUUCCUCUUCGUGCCCCCCCAGUUCCGAGUCACCUAUAUCAACGGCCUGACGCUGGGCUGGGACACGUACCUCUCCUAUCUGAAAUACCGGGUCCCAAGCCCCCUGACGCCCCCAGGCUGUGUGGCCCUGGGCACCGUGCAGACUGAGCUGCCCCCUACCCCCACCAGAUGCCAGACAGGGCAAGACUGACCCUCAGCUGACCCACCACCUGGGAAGGAAGGGAAACAGGCUCCUGGGCCAAGUCUUAACCCAGUCCUGAUUCCUGGGCAUCUGGUUGGGCUGCCCCUUCCAAGCCCACUGCCAGGCCUCAGUUUGGGGAAUCUGGGACACAGCCAUGAAGAUGAACAGUCAUCCCCCAGCCCUUGCCAGGGAGCCUCAAGUGACUGGUGACAGAUGUUCCAUCCUUAGCACUGGGCCCCAGCCAGCCAGCCAGUGUCAAGCCCUUAACACUACUGUGGACUGGGUUCUGUUAUCAAGGUGGGAACAUCACCCAUCCCCUUAGAGCAGGAUCCAGCCUAGAGUUGGCCCUUAGAAUCCAGAGCCUCAGGUGGGGAGCUGGGCAGCCUCAGGGUCAUGGACUGUGAAAAUAACAUUAAAUUCUCUUUGUAAUGGAAAA
Phacochoerus africanus (Common warthog) is the source of this 1360-nucleotide messenger RNA. RefSeq names its product MPV17 mitochondrial inner membrane protein like 2 (gene MPV17L2). Gene Ontology annotation, biological process: mitochondrial ribosome assembly. The transcript has 5 exons. The coding region runs from base 226 to 933 and encodes 235 amino acids. Gene Ontology annotation, cellular component: cytoplasm; membrane. NCBI's taxonomy places the organism in Eukaryota, Metazoa, Chordata, Mammalia, Artiodactyla, Suidae. The record is from RefSeq and is a predicted model, not a curated record.